AUGCUGAAAACGCCGGUCCUCAUCGCCCAUCGCGCGUUCAUCGAACGGACACCGCCAGCAGAACAGCACCCUCUCCUCGACUCCGUAGCGCAGCUUCUUCCGGCAUCAACACGAGAGACGUUCCUCGGCCAGAUGGGCCAUUUUGGCGGCCACAAAGUCGUCGACAUCAUGCAGACCAACUCGUUCCAGAUGGACCUCGGCGGGGGAGCUCAAGGCGACGGCCACCAUUACGGCAACUACCCCGAGGUGUCACGGUACAACCACGACUGCCGGCCCAACGUCGCCUUCCACAUCGGCGCCGAUGGACGUCACAGGACGACGGUCGUGCGGCCGGUGAAGUCGGGCGAGGAGCUCACGAUAUCGUACCUCGACCAGCUGGGCGUGCGGUCCGAGAGACAACACCGCGCGAAGCUGGCGUGGGGAUUCGAGUGCGGGUGCUCGCAGUGCAGUCUGGCGAAGAAGCAGGCGGCGGCGUCUGAUCAGCGGUUGAUGGAUAUCCAGGAAAUUGAUAGGAAGCUUUCGGAUAUCAACGCCAGGGUGACGACCGCGCUCAUUGAGAAGUUUCUGAAGCUGCACAAGGAGGAGAGGCUAGAGUCGAAGCUCGCGGGCGCCUAUACCAUCGCAGCGCUCAAUUUCAACCUGCUCGGGCAUGCGAAGCAGUCCGUCAAGUAUGCAAAGCUGGCUGUGGAGGCAGGUUUAAUGGAGAAUGGGCCAGGGACGGCAGAUGUUGAGGCGAUGCAAAAGCUCGCAGCUGAUCCCAAACGGCACUUUACAUGGAGGGGAAGGGUAAAAUAA
Messenger RNA from Colletotrichum chrysophilum, 795 nucleotides. RefSeq lists its product as uncharacterized. The record is from RefSeq and is a predicted model, not a curated record. The transcript has a single exon. NCBI's taxonomy places the organism in Eukaryota, Fungi, Ascomycota, Sordariomycetes, Glomerellales, Glomerellaceae. The coding region runs from base 1 to 795 and encodes 264 amino acids. Gene Ontology annotation, molecular function: protein binding.